This is a messenger RNA of Pipistrellus kuhlii (Kuhl's pipistrelle), 1337 nucleotides long. RefSeq names its product leucine rich repeat containing 72 (gene LRRC72). Lineage: Eukaryota; Metazoa; Chordata; Mammalia; Chiroptera; Vespertilionidae. Gene Ontology annotation, molecular function: protein binding. The transcript is spliced from 10 exons. Bases 284 to 1060 code for a protein of 258 amino acids. The record is from RefSeq and is a predicted model, not a curated record.
CGGGGAGAAGGCCUGGGCGCGGGAAGGUGGGCACGGGCGAGGCCCCAGGAGGGACGGGCAGCGACCAGGAGAGUCCUGGCCCCGCUUCUCCUUGGGCCACAGCGGCCACAGGCAUUUGAAAGUACUGACUAUGAGGAGGAUACCUCACCGCUGGGCAUUGUUCACCCUGAAGCUGCUGCAACAGAGAGAUCCCAGAACCACUAGCAUGAGCCAGCCAGAACGAUAAGAAUUUUUGCCAAGCCAGACGCCCAGAUAUCUGUCUCCAGACUUCAGAGGAAGCACAAUGGCAAUUGAAGAUCAACUAAAGAUAUGUGGCCACAAGAGGGAUGCUGAUGUCCUUGAGCUGUUCCUUUCUAAAAAGGAGCUGACAGAUGUUAUUGAUCUUUCUAGGUUUAGAAAAUUAAAAUACUUAUGGCUACAUCAUAACAAGCUCCAUGAAAUAACAUUUCUAACUAGAAACUAUUGUCUGACAGAAUUGUAUCUAAACAACAAUGCAAUUAUUGACAUUGAAGGCCUGCACUAUUUGCCUUCAUUGCAUAUACUGAUGCUGCACCACAAUGAGUUAACAAACAUCGAUGCAACAGUGAAGGAAUUAAAGGGAAUGCUAAAUCUGAAGAUCCUAAGUCUCUACCAAAACCCUUUUUGCCAAUAUAACCUGUAUCGUUUAUAUACCAUCUACCACCUUCCAGGAGUAGAGUUGCUUGACCGAAAACAAGUUACAGAAAAAGAAAGAAGAUCAAUGAUUACCAUUUUUAACCAUAAAAAGGCUCAUAUUGUUCAAUCAAUCGCAUUCAGAGGAAAAGUAGAUGCCUCAUGGGAUCCUAGAUCACCUUUUAAGCAAAAAAAAGCCAGCAGGGUACCUAAAGGUUUUUCAUUUGCGAAUAAUGUAAGCAAAAUUGUGUUUGAUGAUCCAGAAGAUGCUGUUUUUGUCAGGUCGCUGAAGAGAUCAGUGAUGACUUUUACCUCUCUGAACUGGAACACAGUUCCCAAAAGGGAGGAAAAAUACCUUGAAGACAGAGGCACAAAACCUCCUCAAAUGCUCACAAUUACACUGAGAUAACCCCUGGUAUUUCUUGGAAUCCUGGCGGUUUUCAGUUGUGUAUUAAACUUCUCUGUGGUUUACAAUGUUUAUUAUGACAUUAUUUGAAACAUCCUAUCUAAUGAAGAGAGAAUAUGCUAAUUGACUCUCACACUAUCACAAAGAUGGUGGCACCCACAGUCACAAGAUGACAGUGCCUAGUCCCCUCAGCCAUGCUCAGGCAGCAGGCGCAUAUCUGUUGGGAGCUAGCAGAGUUGAGGCAAGCAACUCAGUCUUAAGGAAAUGGAAUUGGGUUCCU